This is a messenger RNA of Lampris incognitus (smalleye Pacific opah), 2820 nucleotides long. Its product is annotated as zinc finger protein ZFMSA12A-like. The record is from RefSeq and is a predicted model, not a curated record. NCBI's taxonomy places the organism in Eukaryota, Metazoa, Chordata, Actinopteri, Lampriformes, Lampridae. The coding region runs from base 136 to 2370 and encodes 744 amino acids. The transcript is spliced from 8 exons.
AAAAAAAGUGGCUUGAUUUAAAUCCUCUGUAUCAAGCUAGACAACUCUUGUAUUGGAUAGUUAAUUAAAAAAUAAAUAAAGAAUAUAUUCCACGUUCCCCAUUCAUCUUCAUUAGUUCCUCCUCAGAGGAAUAAAAUGGAGUGUCCCUUUUCCAUGUCCACUGUGAGGUUCCUAGUUCCCCCACUGCGGUUGAUGUCAGCUGUGAUGUGGGAAGUAGUUCAUCUACAGAACACAAAUCAUUAUGGAAAAGUUGAAGAGUUUGUUUCCAUGGUAACUGAAGCCAUCCCUGAGAUCUUGACAGAUAGACAGAUGAGACUCCUCACCCUAGGAUUAAGAGCAAAGAUGACUUUGCAGCUGUUACACUCUGAAAACACUGAGGAUCUCAAUAAUAUUAAAACAAACCUAGACUGUCUUCAACUCUCCUGCUCAAAACAGGAAGACGAAGGAGAUGAAGCUCUUGAGGCUAACUUUGUGAGGCUCGUUCAAAGACUUCUGGAAGAUCCAGAUGGUAGACAACAUUUCCUGAAGAAUGUGUUUCCUGUGGAGUACGGCCCUGAAUUUGAUACAGCGUUGGAGACUCUAAUCUGUCAUUUCUUCGUGAGACUGGAACAGCUUCUACCAGUACCAGACUUCAAACAGAUUGCAUUGUGGAUCAAUGAUGCAUCUUCAUGCCGAGAAGAGUAUAUGUGGUGUGUAUCCAAAGUGGAUGAUCUCAAGAGAUUCCUUAAAAGCAAGAUGUGCAUUGGACAUUUUGCUGGGAUAGAAACAAGUGGUAAGUUUGUCUGGGGUCGGGGCGCCCCGGUGGCUCACCUGGUAGAGUGCGUGCCACAUAAGGCUGAGUCCUUACCGCAGUGGCCUGGCUUCGAAUCCGGCUCGGCCCCUUGGCUGCAUGUUAUCCCCUCUGUCUUCCCUGCCUUUCCUGUCUCUGUCAACUAUCACUGUCUAAUAUUUAGAUCCCCCUGUCCAUCGGAGCAGCGGCUCUUGACAUCCUUAUCUUUCCCUCCCACACUGGGAUUGAUCAACGCAUCCUACCAGACUGGUGUUGAUAGUAAACUAGAAACCUGUCCCGACUAUGAGACUACAACAGGUAGCCCACAAAGGUCUGAAAACCAAAGAGAUUGUGAAGGGAUUUCUUCUCUGGCGGAGGGAAGCACAAACAUACAGGAAACACAGAUUGUAAAUGACAGUGUUGCUGGACAAAUGGUGGAAGAUCAACACAACGAUAGUGUCAUAGAUCUUCCUGCUCUAGAAUGUGAUGACCACAUCUCAGCCAGCUCUCAACUCUCUUCCACCUUGUCGGAAUGUCCCAUGACUACUACAUCAGUAAUAUCUGCUCCUCGGAGGCGAGUUGCACACAAAUGUGCACAGUGCGGGAGAUGCUUUAUUUAUCGAUAUGAGCUGCUGGAGCACCAAAGGCUACACACAGGUGAGAAUCCUUACAAGUGUUCUCAGUGCGGGAAGGCCUUCAGAAGGACCUCAGACUUGUCCACGCACAGGCGGACGCAUUGCACAAAAGCAGCUUAUGUUUGCAUCAAAUGCGGGAAUGGCUUUGAGUCCAUUCAAGACAAGUUUAAACACCAGUGCACUCUAGAGGUCCCAAAGUUUGAUUGUACUCAGUGUGGGAAAAGCUUCAAGAAAAUGUAUGUGCUUGAAAAGCACCAGCUUACCCACACCCAGAGCCGCAUUUUCAAGUGCAGACAGUGUGGGGAAGCAUACCCCAGCAUGAGUGAGCUGAGAGCCCACCAGAAGGUUCAUCCACCCGAACAGUCUAAUCAGUGUGUGCAGUGCGGGAAAUUCUUCAGCUCUGUCGCCUGUUUGACAGCUCAUGAAAUACGUCAUAACCAGCAGAGAACACAGAUUUGCCUGCGCUGUGGCAAAGGGUUUAAGAAUAAGUAUGACCUGAAUUUGCACAUGCGCAGUCACACAGGCGAGAGGCCAUUUCAGUGCACAUACUGUGGAAAACGUUUCUCUGUGUCGGGAAACCUGAACAUACACAUAAGGACUCAUACAGGGGAGAAGCCGUAUCUGUGCUCAGACUGCGGAAAGGCUUUUGUUUCAGCUGGGGAGCUGCAAAUUCACAGACGCACUCAUACAGGGGAAAAACCGUACAAGUGCACUGUAUGUGGGAAGGGAUUCACCAUGGCGAGCAAAGUAACACUUCACAUGCGUGUUCACACUGGUGAGCGUCCAUACGUGUGCACUGAAUGUGGGAAAGGCUUUUCACGUGGCAGUGAAUUGAAAAAACAUGCUCUCAACCACUCAGGAGUCAGACCCUUUGCUUGUGAAUUUUGUGUGAAGACUUACACAUGCCUCAAUCACCUGAAAAGACACCUGAAAACUCACUCUGUUGCCAAAGAUUCCUCAGUUUGAUUCUGUUGACUUUGAUGCCCUCCAAGUCAGUCUUUGAUGAGUCAUGAUGUUUGCAGAUGAUGCAGAGAAAAUUUAUGCAUUUUCAUGGAAUGUUGUCAAAUCAGUGUUGCAUUUCUGCCAUUGUACUGUCUUAAUUGUGACGUAUUCACUAAUAGGUUCAGUAUUUUUCAGGCUUACAGUUCAAAGAUCAGAUUGUUCAGUGUUACAUUUUCAUGCUUUUUUGAUGGUAUGGCUUCUGUAAUUUCUGAAUGUUAACAUAAGUGUAAUUUUGUUUAGAUUUUUCUGAAGCCUAAUUUUCAGUGUGUCUUCCAAAAAGUGAUUGUUACUUCAGCAGCACAUAUUUUGUGGGUCAUUAACUGUUUGAAACCACUCAAAUAUAGAUUACUUUGUUAUUGUCAUUUUGUAAAGUGUAAAUAUCUUCUAAAUGCUCAAUAAAUCCUAUAGGAUCAC